This is a messenger RNA of Penaeus vannamei (Pacific white shrimp), 1611 nucleotides long. Lineage: Eukaryota; Metazoa; Arthropoda; Malacostraca; Decapoda; Penaeidae. The record is from RefSeq and is a predicted model, not a curated record.
GCGGACCGCAGCUGGCACAAGCCUCGCCUGCCCCGCCAUUCAACCACGGCCCUCGUCAUGAAUGGGCGGAGGUUACUAUACGUUGUGGCAUUUCCAGGAAUCUUGGGUGUCAUUUUUGGUCUUGAUGCAACCCACGCCGAUGACUUCAUAGACCCUGCCAAGGCGUGGCUGUCGCAGAGGGCGGCUCACUGGGCCAACAUGUACCUUCCGGGGACGGCGCCUGAGAACUCGACGUGCCAGAGGGCCCUGCAGGCGAUGGCGGCGUCGCUGGCUGACAACUCCACGCUCUGGGCCGCCAAGAUUGUGGAUUCGUGGGCGAAGGUCCCGGACGGCCUCUACUCGGGCAACUGGGCGCUGGAGGGCGUCUACGACGAGUGCGUGGGCGCCUCCUCGCCCGACGGCGACGUCUGGGGCAAGUUCUGCCGCGUCUUUGUCUCCAAGAACCGCAGCCAGGAGGGCGGGCGGCACGAAGGAGGCUGCGGCGCCGGCGCCCUCGACGCCUGCGCGCGCCAGCAGGCGCGUCUGCCGCCCCUGUUCCCCACCAGCCUCAACCUCGCGCCCUUCAAGACCUACAGCACCUGCAUGCCCGACGCCUGCGCCGAGCACGACCUGCAGGAGAGUGUGUCGGCGGCCCUUUCGGACUCGAGCCUGGCGGUGCGACGCGUCCAGUGCCACACGCUGCACGAGGCCCCCGAGUUCACCGCCGGGGACAUCGCCUUCAUCGCCCUCCUCGGCGUCCUCCUGGCCCUGAUGGUGGCUGCGUCCGCCCUCGACGUCUACAUCGAGAGGACGCGCAGCAAAGCCAUCGCCAAAGGUGGCGCCCGCUUCCUGCUCCCGUUCUCCAUCUACACCAACCUCAGCAAACUGUUCCAGCUGAACACCACCAAGUCCUCGCAGAACAUCACCUGCCUGCACGGAAUCAGGGUCCUGUCCAUGAUCUGGGUGGUGUACGGGCACCAGCACUCGGCCACCGCUACCUUCUCGGCCAAUGUUUUGAUGGCGUACGCGAAAACCUCCGACCUCCUGUACCAAGUCAUCAGCAACGCCUACUUCAGCGUGGACUCCUUCUUCUUCCUGAGCGGUUUCCUCGUCUCCUACGUCCUCCUCAGGGAAGUGUCGAGGACGGGCCGGUUCAACGUCUUGGUCUUCUAUCUCCACAGGAUCAUCAGACUGCUCCCCCCGAUCGCCCUCGCCACGGGCCUCUUCGCCACGGUCGCUCGCCUCCUCAUCUCGGGGCCCAUGGCGACCGGCUGGGACGCCAUGAGGAGAGCCUGCGUCGUGAACUGGUGGAAGGACCUCGUCUUCAUCAACAAUCUGUACACGACUUCCGCUGAACCUGGAAUUCGGGAUGAGUGUAUUGCUUUCGAUUCGGUGUUUCCGUCAAGUGUUGAGUGUGAGAGGAAAGGACGAUGGGCUCGGGAUGUAGAGUUUGAUCAAGGCACAUCAUGCCGAGCGAACGAAAGGAGAGUGGCAAGGUUUAGGAGAUCUUUUACGGUCGGAAAUCUCGGUGAUGUAGGUAUCGUGAUAUGCAAAUUUCUUGAAGGCAGAGCCAAAGAACAUGAACUUCAAGUGACAGAUGGAACUCGAGUUAAGUCAGCUGACAACAAGUAA